GUUGAAAAGCAAUUCCUCAUACUUUUAUUUCGCUGUUUGUGAAAUUCACAAUCUGUGCGUCUCCUGUGGGCAUAGAGCCCCGCCUCCCUGUCCCCAAAAAUUGGUUCACGCUCCGGGCAACGGGUAUUAAAAACCGGUUGUUGAGCUCAAACUGCUGCAGGAAUUCAGGAAACUUGCGUCAGCCAGCGGCCUGCAGCUGAGACUCGGCGCGGGGAGGAGUUGGAGGGAGCGAAAACACGAUCAUGACGACACAAGUCGCGUGGAAAUCAACCACGUGUAGACAUAUUGUACGCUCCUCUACCUCACUCAUUUCCAAUAAGGGCCGGUGCGUAUCGACUUUUUGUGAAGCUUCAGCCAACUUUCACAAGAGGAGAGGAGGGUGGUAUUGUGUAUGUACUUAACCACUGGAUUGUCCAAAGUGCAAGGUUCUCUGCAAGUCCAGAUAGGAUCCGCGAGCAACUCAAACCAACCACUGCCUUCCGUGUUUUCGAGCCAGCGUUCAUGUCUUUUUUUUUCAGCUUUUAAUUCCCUUGUUUAACUUUUUCAUUGUAAUUAUUUUAAUUUCAUUCAUUAUUAUUUUGCACCGAAGAUGUCUUGCCUCCUGGGGGUUGUACGACGUUUCAGAAAAGGGGUUGUCAGUGCCAGUCUGGGUUUACGGUCCGUGGCUUCCAUCCCCUCACUACCCCCUGAUGUGGCAGGGUUUGUGAAGGGUGCGGCAGACGAGUGCAAGCCCAGUGGCGUGCAUGUUGUGACGGGCACUUCAGAGGAGAUGUCCAAUAUCCUUGCAGGCCUGGAGAAGGAAGGGAUGGUCAAAAAACUCCCCAAAUAUGAAAACUGCUGGCUGGCACGCACAGACCCAAAAGACGUGGCUCGAGUGGAGAGCAAGACAGUAAUUGUGACCAAGAGGCAGAGAGACACCAUCCCCAUCCCUGCUGAAGGCAUCAAAAGCCAACUGGGCAACUGGAUGAGCGAAUCUGACUGGCAGCAAGCAAGACAGGAGCGUUUCCCAGGAUGCAUGGCAGGUCGGACCAUGUAUGUUAUUCCUUUCAGUAUGGGUCCAGUGGGUUCCAGUCUUGCAAAAUAUGGUGUUCAGGUGACUGACUCCCCGUAUGUUGUGGCCAGUAUGAGAAUUAUGACCCGUAUGGGCACGACUGUGCUGGAUAAACUGGCUGAGGGAGUAGAGUUUGUCCGUUGUCAGCACUCUUUAGGGCAGCCUUUUCCACUGAAAGCCCCGCUGGUCAACGCAUGGCCUUGCAACCCAAACAAGGUGCUGAUCUCCCACUUGCCAGACACCAGGCAAAUAUUGUCGUACGGCAGUGGCUAUGGCGGAAACUCCCUCCUGGGUAAGAAGUGCUUCGCCCUGCGCAUCGCCUCACGCAUAGCCAAGGAUGAAGGAUGGCUAGCAGAACACAUGCUGAUCCUGGGCAUCACCAACCCUCAGGGAGUGAAACGUUAUGUGGCGGCAGCAUUCCCAAGUGCCUGCGGUAAAACCAACUUGGCAAUGAUGAAACCAUCCCUACCAGGCUGGAAGGUGGAGUGUGUGGGUGACGACAUUGCCUGGAUGAAAUUCGACACCCAGGGAAAGCUGAGAGCCAUCAACCCUGAGAAUGGCUUUUUUGGUGUCGCUCCGGGGACCUCUGAUAAAACUAACCCUUAUGCAAUGAGCACCAUAGCCAAAAACACCCUGUUUACCAAUGUUGGAGAGACCAGCGAUGGCGGGGUAUGGUGGGAGGGUCUUGAUGCCCCUGCGGCUGGCGUCACAUUGACGGACUGGCAUGGCAAAAUCUGGAAACAAGGAAGUGGCAUACCUUGCGCUCAUCCCAACUCGCGCUUCUGUGCGCCGGCAGCUCAGUGCCCCAUCAUUGACCCACAAUGGCAGAGCGAAGAGGGAGUUCCCAUUGAUGCCAUCAUCUUUGGUGGUCGGAGGCCACAAGGAGUUCCUCUGGUCUAUGAGUCCUUCAACUGGCAACAUGGUGUGUUUGUUGGGGCUGCAAUGAGGUCUGAGGCCACAGCAGCUGCUGAACAUAAAGGAAAGGUGAUCAUGCACGAUCCUUUCGCCAUGCGUCCAUUUUUUGGCUACAAUUUUGGCGACUAUCUCGCUCACUGGUUAAGCAUGGAGACCCGAAAGGCCCCAACUCAUCUGCCCAAGAUCUUUCAUGUCAACUGGUUCCGGAAGGACCCAACCAGUGGUUCCUUCCUCUGGCCGGGCUUUGGUGAAAAUGCACGGGUACUUGAGUGGAUCUUCAAGCGGUGUGGCCGGGAGCAUAACAACGAAGCGGCCAAAAAAAGUGUCAUCGGUUGGUUGCCAGAAGUUGAUGCCAUCAACACCCAGGGGCUUGGUGGAAACGUGGACAUGGGCGCCUUGUUCGACGUGCCCAAGCACUUCUGGCAGAACGAGACCAAGGAGCUGAGAGUGUACUUCAGCCAGCAGGUAGGCACUGACCUGCCUGCAAAGGUGGAGGCUGAACUGAAGGCUCUGGAGGACAGGGUUCACGGCCAAUAAUGUUGCAAGUAGGGUGUAAUCAGAGUUUGAAACCAAAUUUAGCAGUUUGUGUGUGUGAAAACCCAACCAGUGGCUCAUGCUCAACUUCAUUCAUGGAGGAAUGUCACUUCAGGGGCAUAUAACAGGAAAAGCUAAUUAAACAAUGCAUGCAAAAGUUUACAAGAUGGACAAGAUGGGAAAAAAAAAAACAAACAUCUAUUUUAUAUACUGCUUAUCUUGAGCAGGGUCCCGUUGGUGCUCUACAGUACCUUUUUUAAAAUGUUAAAUCAGCUUUUCAAAAAUAUCCUUUAAUUCCAACAACUGGUAUCUGCCCUACACACAGAAUCCUUAUGCAGCAUUAACUUUCAUUGAUUUUAUUUGUAUAAUUUCACGUGACUUGAAUUUUAAAGUAAUGGAAAUGCUGAAUAUGUAUAACUGUGAUAUGUUGUUUUUCAGGUAUUUUAAAAACUUGUGUGCAAACAUUUUUUUUUUUUUACACAAUACAGUGCAAUUAAAUUAUGUUCUUGAAGUGCCUUUUAUUGAUUGUUGUGUAGAAAUAUAUAGAAUGAAGUGAGUCAAAAUAAAAAAAAAUUUAAAUGAAGAAUCAAUCAUCCUUUAUUGUCACAAACAUG
Messenger RNA from Syngnathoides biaculeatus (alligator pipefish), 3114 nucleotides. It is a transcript of the gene pck2, whose product is annotated as phosphoenolpyruvate carboxykinase 2 (mitochondrial). The transcript is spliced from 12 exons. Bases 590 to 2503 code for a protein of 637 amino acids. Lineage: Eukaryota; Metazoa; Chordata; Actinopteri; Syngnathiformes; Syngnathidae. Gene Ontology annotation, molecular function: manganese ion binding; phosphoenolpyruvate carboxykinase (GTP) activity; GTP binding. Gene Ontology annotation, biological process: gluconeogenesis; cellular response to insulin stimulus; response to starvation. Gene Ontology annotation, cellular component: mitochondrion; cytosol. The record is from RefSeq and is a predicted model, not a curated record.